This is a messenger RNA of Penicillium malachiteum, 900 nucleotides long. Its product is annotated as 5'/3'-nucleotidase SurE. The coding region runs from base 1 to 900 and encodes 299 amino acids. The transcript is spliced from 4 exons. Lineage: Eukaryota; Fungi; Ascomycota; Eurotiomycetes; Eurotiales; Aspergillaceae. Gene Ontology annotation, molecular function: nucleotidase activity. The record is from RefSeq and is a predicted model, not a curated record.
AUGCAUUUCACAACAUUCCCUUUCAGCGCUGCUGUGCUCGCUACUUUCUUCUCUACUGUCAACGGGGCCAACAUCCUUAUGACUAAUGAUGAUGGCUUUGGAACCGCCAACAUCAGAGAGAUGUACAAGGCCAUGAAGGCUUACGGGCAUAACGUUUUUAUCGUUGCCCCAGCCACAGACCAGAGCGGCAAGGGUGGUUCCCUGACCUCUGCUACUACAGCGAACCUGACUGAGGAUACUGAGUUUGGCCUUGUUAAGGCUGACGCUCCAUCGAUCGGUCCUGACCCCCUGGAUGAUCACAUUUGGUACUACGAUGGUAGUCCUGUCGCGGCCACCUCUGUAGGAACUGACUACGUUCUCCCCAAGUUUGGGGUGUCAAGUCCAGAUCUUGUGAUGUCAGGACCCAACUACGGCGAUAAUGUUGGAAUCCCUGCCAUCGCCUUUUCCGCGGCAAACGGAGCAUCUGAAUCUUACAAAGACCUCAAUGCUUCAACCUCUGUUGGGCUCAAGGACCCCCAAAUCAUUGCGGGUAAGGUAUUGGCAACCUUCGCGAAUGAUUUGAUCAAGAAGCAGAAGGGCGAGCGCCUCCUGCCUCUUGGUUACGGAAUAAAUGGCAAUAUGCCAGAAAUCACAUCCGCGACGUCCAAUGACUGCAUCGAUCCCCCGUUUAUUCGCACUCGCAUGAUUGAUGAAGCAUGGACUCUUGGUGUUACUUACGGCGAGGCCACUGGACUCUUCACAGAGUACGAGAAUGCCUCGGCACCUGCGCUGGACAUUUGCAUCAACGGUGAUUGCGACCUCCCAUCAGAGACCAACCUCAUUUCCACAACCUGCAAAACCGCUGUGAUAAUCUUCAGCAUUGACUAUGAUGCACCGUCGUGCCCUUUUCAAUAUUGUUGA